GCAGUACUCGACAUGACAUGUGAUAACAGGUAGUGAAGGGCGGAGAGACGUGGCGCAAAUGCAUGAGCGCGAUUCCUGGUGACAAGAGUCUCUUCAGAAGUCAGACUGACCGCUAUGGCCACUAUGAAUGGUGCUCGAUUUUGGUUACGGCUUCAUAGGCGUCAUUAUUCCAGCGCGAUUAGGGUCACAUACCACAGAACACUGGACAGAAUCGAACUCAUGCUUCCGCCUAAACUGAGACCCCUGUACAACCAUCCAGCAGGGCCGAAGACAGUUUUCUUCUGGGCACCAGUUUGUAAAUGGGGUUUGGUCGCAGCUGGUUUUUCUGAUAUGACACGUUCACCAGAAAAGCUGAGCCUCUCCCAGUCAUGUGUCAUCACUGCCACAGGUUUCAUUUGGUCAAGGUACUGCUUGGUGAUUAUUCCUAAGAACUGGGCACUUUUUGCAGUGAACUUCUUUUUGGGCUUGUGUGGAAGCAUCCAACUCUUCAGAAUCUGGAGGUAUAACCAGCAGUUAAAGCAAGAAAAAGAUUUGGUAUGACGGUUCUAAAGCUGAAUAAACACAAUCAACUGAGUGCCGUUAUGAAUUACAUGACACAUGCUGUGAAAAAGAUGACUGAAUAAUAUUAUAUACUGUAUAUUAGUAUAUGUUAAUAUUCCUUCAUAACCUUUCCUAUUAAACAUAUUAAGUCUUGAGAACCAUUGUACAAAGGUCCAUUAAAAAUGUUUAAAAUGUG
Molecule: messenger RNA, 736 nt
Organism: Trichomycterus rosablanca
Lineage: Eukaryota; Metazoa; Chordata; Actinopteri; Siluriformes; Trichomycteridae
Gene: mpc2a
Product: mitochondrial pyruvate carrier 2a
Exons: 5
Coding region: 115-540 (141 amino acids)
Biological process (GO): pyruvate import into mitochondria
Cellular component (GO): mitochondrial inner membrane
Molecular function (GO): pyruvate transmembrane transporter activity
Source: RefSeq, a predicted model, not a curated record